Messenger RNA from Eucalyptus grandis, 1123 nucleotides. RefSeq lists its product as uncharacterized. Bases 307 to 654 code for a protein of 115 amino acids. NCBI's taxonomy places the organism in Eukaryota, Viridiplantae, Streptophyta, Magnoliopsida, Myrtales, Myrtaceae. The record is from RefSeq and is a predicted model, not a curated record. The transcript has 2 exons.
UCUCUCUUUCUGGCUUUAUAUAUAAUGGCCUUACAGGUCCAAUUCAAACCACAUCAAGACCAUGUUGUUGAUGGUGCACCACCAGGUAGAAGGGACGGUUCUUGCAUUCCUUCAAGCCUAGCUGCCGCCCUCCAACGAGCCGCUGCCCUGGCCCCGAUCGCCCUCGAUCUCUCGCUCGCUGCUAAUCAGCUCUCCCCUGCCGUAUUGAGCUAGAAGAGCCCUGUCCUCCACCCUCCUGGUCGGCAAAAGUUACUCGAUCUUAAGCAGAGAGGAGAGGUGUCCUAUUUGGACUGCACACCGAAUAACAUGAGUCGCCGGAACGGCAACGGCCCCAAGCUCGACCUGAAGCUGAACCUGUCCCCGCCGAGGCCUGGCCGGAGGGUGGAGUCCCCGGCCCGCUCAGCGACGGUGUCGCCCACCUCCCCGCCGAGCUCGUGCGUGUCAUCGGAGCUCAACCAGGACGAGGCCGCCCUGCGCUACUCCAACAGCCCGGAGGCCACGUCGAUGGUGCUCGUGGGGUGCCCGAGAUGCCUGAUGUACGUGAUGCUCUCGGAGGACGACCCCAAGUGUCCCAAGUGCAAGAGCACCGUCUUGCUGGACUUCCUCCAUGACAACGUCAACACCAACCACACCAGGAGGACCAGGAAAAGCUAGAAACAGAGGACACAGAGCUUUUUUUUUGCCCCUCUCAGGAAAUUCUGUUAUUACUAGGAGUUAAUGUUUAGCGUUUUUCUAGUCUAGCCCCUCCUCUCGAUCUCCUGUUUCGGUCUCUCUAGAAAAGAUAGUGCUAUCUGCGCUCCAUUUUUAGGUUCAUUUUUCAUUUCCAUGUGCCUAAACUAGGAAAAACAGAGGUGUAAACAGGGUAUGUAUGUGGAUGGAAAAGGCACGCAUCAAGAACAGAGAAAAAGUGAAGCGCUAUAGCACUAUCUCGUUUCUUAUCUCUUGCUUUUUUUCCGAUCUUUUCUUUUCCUAGGCAUUAGAAGGAGGAUUUAGUGGGACUACCAGAGCAAAAUCCUGAGCUCAGCCUUUUUCUCUUCCCUCUUUUGGCAACAGGCAAUGUAAAUCUGGUUAACUGCAGCGGCCCAGAUUUUCUUAUCAUAGGGUGAUGUUAGAUUGCGCUCGA